This is a messenger RNA of Clarias gariepinus (North African catfish), 864 nucleotides long. Its product is annotated as deoxycytidylate deaminase-like. The record is from RefSeq and is a predicted model, not a curated record. Gene Ontology annotation, molecular function: zinc ion binding; dCMP deaminase activity. Gene Ontology annotation, biological process: dTMP biosynthetic process; dUMP biosynthetic process. Gene Ontology annotation, cellular component: cytoplasm. The coding region runs from base 63 to 605 and encodes 180 amino acids. NCBI's taxonomy places the organism in Eukaryota, Metazoa, Chordata, Actinopteri, Siluriformes, Clariidae. The transcript has 7 exons.
CUUGUUUCACAUCUCCAAAUCCUCAGAGAAGCCCAGAGAGUAAGGAAAGCCAAAGUUGUUGGAUGGCUAGUGGAAGCAAAAAAACUUGCAAAGACAUGGAACAACCAGUACCACAUAUGCAGGCAGCUGAAACAGACAAUGAUGUAUAUUUUAUGACUGUUGCCCUUCUCUUUGCCAAGAAGAGCCCUGAUCCCAACACAAAGGUGGGUGCGUGCAUUGUUAACCAGGAGGGGAACAUUGUGGGUAUCGGCUAUAACAAAAUGCCCAAUCGCUGCAAUACCAGCUUUCCCUGGGAACGUAAAGGUGAUGAACUGGACACUAAAUAUCCAUACGUGUGCCAUGCAGAGCUGAACGCUGUGAUGAAUAAAACCUCAGUAGAUGUGAAGGGAUGCACUAUUUACGUCACUCUGUUUCCCUGUAAUCAGUGCGCCAAAAUCAUCAUCCAAUCGGGUAUUACUGGUGUGGUUUAUUUGACUAAUAAAUACAAAGAUGAACCGGACACACAAGCAGCAGACAAACUGCUCAAAGCAGCAGGUGUUGAACCCAGGCAAUUUCAGUUAAAGGAUAAACUCUCAGACUUGCUGCAUUCCAUCAAACCAGAGUGAACAACACUGAGACUGCACUGCUCACCGAUGAAAUAUUGAAUAUUACUUAUACUCUUAGCAUUCCUAAAAUAAAAAUUAUUUAGUAGGUGGUGAUGCGUAAAUCUGUUUAAAUACUGCAAUAUAAAUCAAACAUACAGUAGCCCUUUAACUUUAACUAAUGUUGCCUUAAUCAAACUCUAUUGAUUAAAUUCAAAAUAAUAAUAACUUGAUGUUAGUUUGAUCUAAAUGGGAAAUAUUAAAUAAACAAUAAUUAUCCACA